Hyla sarda is the source of this 954-nucleotide messenger RNA. RefSeq names its product olfactory receptor 6C76-like. Gene Ontology annotation, cellular component: membrane. The record is from RefSeq and is a predicted model, not a curated record. Gene Ontology annotation, biological process: G protein-coupled receptor signaling pathway. The transcript has a single exon. The coding region runs from base 1 to 954 and encodes 317 amino acids. Lineage: Eukaryota; Metazoa; Chordata; Amphibia; Anura; Hylidae. Gene Ontology annotation, molecular function: olfactory receptor activity; G protein-coupled receptor activity.
AUGAAAGCCUUCGUGAACAUCAUGAUUUCUUAUAAUCUGACCCAUUUUGUUCUUGCUGGCUUUACACUUAAUCCUGCCCUGAAAAUUUGUGUAGUUACUUCUCUGAUUCCUAUUUACAUUCUAUCGCUUAUGGGAAACCUAUUGACCAUCAUAACCAUAAGUAUAGAUCAGAAUCUACAAGCGCCAAUGUACUUAUUCCUAAGAAUCCUCGCAACUCUGGACAUUCUUUUUAUUUCAUCUACAGUUCCUAAACUUGUGUCUAUCCUCAUGAGUUCUGAUGAUGCUAUCAGUAUAAAUGGCUGUCUUCUACAGUUAUACUUCUAUGUCUCUGCAGGUGGAACAGAGUUUUAUAUUUUGGGACUUCUGUCAAUUGACAGGUACAUUGCAAUCUGUCAUCCCUUGCGAUAUACCUUGGUUAUGAGUAGCCAAGUCUGCUGGAGACUUAUCAUUAGCUUUCUGACAUUUGGGUUCUUGGAGUUUAUCCCAGCCAUUCAUUCCAUGUCUCGCUUACAAUGGUGCAGUGGAAACAAUGUUAUAGAUCACUUCUUCUGUGACGGUUCUGCACUUUUACAUUUAUCCUGCUCUGAUACUUACAAUAUUGAAAUAAUGUUUUUUUACUUUGCUUGUUUUGCUAUUUUAAGUUCACUUAUACCAACAAUAUCUUCUUACUGUUUCAUAAUUUCAACCAUAUUACGUAUCCCAUCAUCUUCUGGCAGAAAGAAGACAUUCUCCACUUGUUCUUCACACUUUAUUGCUGUGUUAUUUGCAUAUGGAAGUUGCAUAGUUAUUUAUGUCACUCCUUCAGGAGCUGCACCUUUUAGCAUUGGAAAGAGUGUGGCCAUUUUCAACAGUAUAUUAUGUCCAUUCCUACAUCCAUUUAUUUAUAGCUUGAGGAAUAAAGCGGUUAUGACCAGCUUAAGACAUAUGAUUGGGAUAGAAAUUUCAAUAAAAUAA